UAUUAAGGCUAGCGGCUAAACUGAAGAUGAAUUGCGAAUAGGCUCGCAUCGUACUUUCCUUCCCUUGCAUUGCCUUUCCGUGCCGUACCUGCUGCGUCAGGUUUAGAAACGUCGUGUGGGGGAGCUGACGAAGGUUGAUUCAACGGGGUUUCCUCGAGCAGAAUACAACGUACAAAUUUGGAAGGUUGAGUUUGCACCUGAGACACUCCUUGAAUAGGUCGGUCCUAGAGAUUGAGCUAUUUCAGCUUUUGUGAUUUGAAGAGUGGGCGGAGGAAGAGGAACCCGCAAGAGAAGCAGCACCAUCGAAUCUUCAAGGUGGAAGGUACAGCUUGGUCGGAAUGAAUACGGAGAAGGGUUUCCAGGAUCGAGGUGAAGGCUGGGCUGUUCGGCGCUUCUCGUAGGCACCAGGUGAUAAGUCACCUUAUGAGUCUUGCCACUGUAGUUAUCAUUACCUAGGGAGAAAGGACCGGAGCCGACGAUUUCGAGGCAUUACAGAGACUUUUUAUAACAGUAUCUAACCUUCGAGCCCAUGAGAACUAGCCCUAGAAGAAAGAAUUGGAACUGAAGCGGUCGUUGGUGACUUCGGCGGAUCUUAUUUAUGUGAAGAAUUUUGUCAUUCGUAGAGACGAUUGUGUAGACGAAUUGAACGGCCGUGAUCACUAGACCGGAUCGAAUCUACCUGGUAUGGAUAGCGUGACUACUGUUAACAAACUUGCAACGUAACACGCGAAGGACUCCGUGGAAUCAGAUCCACUUCAAUGUGACUAUCGAAGGCGAGAGAGGUCUUUUGAAAAUUCAGCUCACAUUGGUGUUAAUGUGGAAUGUGAUUACUGCCUCAAGGUUCUAACCUGAGAAGAGUCCUUGUGAAGAUCGCAAGAAACUGGCAGCUUAGAGUGUGCUGCUUGAUCAGGGUACUUUGAUAGCCGUGGAGGAGGUGAAAGUUUUCGAGUUAGGUGUCAGGAGUUUCACUUUGGAAUGUGCACGACCCUAAACCCUGAAUUUUCUGUACUGUCACAUUAGGUACUAUGCCGAAUCCUAUCUAAAGCUUCUUCGAGUUCUUCUUGAGUACAUUCCACUCUACGCCACCAUUUCUUCCCCACUAGCGCUAAACUGAAUUAUUUCUCGUCUGGAGUGAAGAUUUCAGCUGCACCAUGUCUCCGUAAAGAUAAAGUUCACUCCCAUCACAGUGACUGUGGUCGAAGACUGGUCAAGAAAUCCUCGUGGCCAUCUAUUCAAAAUUAUCAUAUCACCGUGGCGCUGUACCACUGGAGUGCAACCUCUAUGUCAGAACUGACCUUCGGAGUGUACAAUUUCUUCGGAGGUUUUGGUCAAAGGCAGGUAUUGAUUGACCCCCUGGUAAAGUAUUGUGCACAGACGUAGUACAGUCUGCACACCCAAACUAGUUGAGCUCAAGUUUGGAGAGGCGCGCUUUGAAACCCUUACCUAUGCGAGGAUGAAAAAGCAGCAGCAGCACUGUAUUGCAAGCAUCGUGAACUGCCUUUGCUCGGGAAGUACAUUAACAGGUCGGUAUCGCUCGGCCCUUCUCGGUUAAAUGGGACUCCAGCUCGUUGUACUGCUCGCACAUGAUGACUACUUCCCCGUCAGAAAAUUCAAUCUUAAGGUGGCCUGAAGACUCUAGAGAAAAUUUGCGUCUAAGUGGUCCGGCCACAUCUUCGGAGAAGCCUCUUACUUCAUCUGGUCCUCAGCCAAUGGAUGGACUCCAGAGUAGUGGGCCUCCUCCUUUCCUCAAUAAAACUUAUGACAUGGUGGACGAUCCUGCCACAGAUGCAGUUGUUUCGUGGAGCAGUAGUAGCAACAGUUUCAUUGUGUGGAACCCCCCAGAGUUUGCUCGAGACCUGUUACCAAAGUAUUUCAAGCACAACAAUUUCUCCAGUUUUGUGCGGCAACUCAACACCUAUGGUUUCCGCAAAGUAGAUCCCGAUCGCUGGGAGUUUGCGAAUGAAGGAUUCCUCCGCGGCCAAAGACAUUUAUUGAAGAAUAUUCACCGCCGAAAGCCUGUGUCUCACAAUCAGCCUCAGCCGCAACCACCAUCGCAAAGUUCAACUCUUGGGCCCUGUGUAGAGGUAGGCAAAUUUGGUUUGGAAGGGGAGAUUGAACGCCUUAAAAGGGACAAGAACGUUUUGAUGCUGGAGUUGGUUAGAUUGAGACAACAGCAGCAGGCGACAGAGCGUGAAUUGCAGGUUAUGGGCCAGCGACUGCAGGUCACGGAACAGAGGCAGCAACAAAUGAUGUCCUUUUUGGCGAAGGCAAUGCAAAAUCCUAGCUUUCUGGCUCAGCUUGUGCAACAAGAGAACAGCAAACGUGUCGCCACUGACCGGAAAAGGAGGCGUUUACCGAAACAGGAAGGGGCUGGGGACUCUGGAAGCUCUGGGUCUGCCUCAGAAGGCCAAAUAGUGAAGUACCAGCCAAAUACAUCAACUGACUCUGCCCGAGCCGUCCUUUUGCAUCUGUUCAACAACACCGAAUCCACGACAAAGAUGGAAGCGAACAAUUCCUUUGAAGCCUUGUUCCGUGACAUGGGGUCAGGGCGCGCAGAAGAGUUGCAGGAGGGCAGCUCUUUGAACCGACAGUCCGGAGUAACUCUUACCGAGAUGCAUGUUCCUGUGACCGACGGGUUUCCCAUUUCAUCAGUCGACGAAUUGCCGGAGGAGACGGCUGCCUGUCUUACUCCCUCCUCUCCCAUCAUUGUUGCAGGGACACAAGUAGGAGCUCAAGCAACUGCUAACGUUCUAGAGGGUGGUAAUUAUCUGAUACAAUCCUCACUAACAGAUGUUUCCGCAAUAGAGAGCAAUGGACAAUCUGUAGCCCUGGAUUGUGGUAUCAGCAGCAGUGCCGGUCGUAUUUCUCCUGCAGACGAUGCAGGGACUGGCGUAGAUAGUGCGGGAGUCGCCCCAGGCAUAAAUGAUGUAUUCUGGGAGCAGUUUCUGCGGGGAAAUCCCGACUCUUCAGAAACUGAGACUGAGGAAACGGAAUUCGGAGAUAACGCUGCACGUGAAGGAGAAGGAGAACCUAUGGGGAGUGUACAAUGGUGGAGUAACAAGCCGAGUGUUGAUCAGCUUGCUGAACAGAUGGAGCAGCUUGCUCCAGGAUCGAAGCCUUGAGGUCAUAGUCAGCAGCUUAAUGGGAAGUGAAGUAGCGUUGGACAUAGUGAUGUAAUAUUUCUGGUUGCUCAAGCGGUAUUGCCUGUUGCUAGCAUCUGGAAGAAGUCGUCGGUGCAUGGUUCUGAGAGAGAAAAGUUGAAUGAGAACAGAGAGUAGAUGAUUGUGAAGCUAGGCAGCCUCGAUACACAUGAUAUGGAUCAUGCUUCUUGACGCACCUUUGACAGUUUUCUAAUUUUCUUUAUCUUUGUAAUUAUCACGAGUUUUGUGUCAUUGGUUUACCCUCUGUCUGGGAUCAGUUUGCUAUGUGUUUCUUUCUCAUCGUUGAGACUCUUGGUGAAUAAAU
Messenger RNA from Marchantia polymorpha subsp. ruderalis, 3465 nucleotides. NCBI's taxonomy places the organism in Eukaryota, Viridiplantae, Streptophyta, Marchantiopsida, Marchantiales, Marchantiaceae. The record is from the annotation of a GenBank genome assembly.